GCCAGCCCGCAGCCCGCGCGGGACUGGGCCUCGGAGGCGCUGCGUGGACAGCAUGAGUUUCUCCGGAGGCUCCCACGAGGAGCCCGCGGGCAACUCCAGUCCAUGGCGGCCUCUGACUGCCCAGGGAGUCACCAACUGGAGCCGCGAGGCUGCCGAUGGGCUCGGGGAAGGUGGAGGACCUCCUGUGGGGGACGUCCGCAACGAGGAGCUGGCCAAGUUGGAGAUCACGGUGCUGGCGGUGAUCUUCGCGGUGGCCGUGCUGGGUAACAGCAGCGUGCUGCUGGCGCUGCACCGCACGUCCCGCAAGACGUCCCGCAUGCACCUGUUCAUCCGCCACCUCAGCCUGGCCGACCUGGCCGUCGCCUUCUUCCAGGUGCUGCCGCAGCUCUGCUGGGAUAUCACCUACCGCUUCCGCGGGCCCGACUGGCUGUGCCGCGUGGUGAAGCACCUGCAGGUGUUCGCCAUGUUCGCGUCCGCCUACAUGCUGGUGGUCAUGACCGCCGACCGCUACAUCGCCGUGUGCCACCCGCUCAAGACCCUGCAGCAGCCCGCGCGCCGCUCGCGCCUCAUGAUCGCCGCCUCCUGGGUGCUGAGCUUCGUGCUCAGUACCCCGCAGUACUUCAUCUUCUCGCUGAUCGAGGUGGAGGUGAACAAUGUCACCAAGGCCCAAGACUGCUGGGCCACCUUCAUCCAGCCCUGGGGCACCCGAGCCUACGUGACCUGGAUGACCAGCGGUAUCUUCGUGGCACCCGUGGUCAUCCUGGGCACCUGCUAUGGCUUCAUCUGCUACCACAUCUGGAGCAACGUCCGCGGGAAGACGGCGUCCCGCCAGGGCAAGCGCGCGGGGGAAGCCUCGGGCGCCUUCCACAAGGGGCUCCUGGUGGCGCCCUGUGUCAGCAGUGUGAAGACCAUCUCCCGCGCCAAGAUCCGCACGGUGAAGAUGACAUUCGUGAUCGUCACAGCUUACAUCCUCUGCUGGGCGCCUUUCUUCAUCGUCCAGAUGUGGUCGGUCUGGGAUGAGAAAUUCAUCUGGACAGAUUCAGAAAGCCCUUCCAUCACCAUCACCGCAUUACUGGCCUCCUUGAAUAGUUGCUGCAAUCCCUGGAUAUACAUGUUUUUCAGUGGCCAUCUCCUUCAAGACUGUGUCCAGAGCUUCCCAUGCUGCCAAAACAUGACACACAAGUUCAACAAGGAGGACACCGACAGUGUGAGCAGAAGACAGACUUCUUACUCUAACAACCGCAGCCCAACCAACAGCACAGGAACAUGGAAGGACUCGCCUAAAUCUUCCAAGUCUAUCAAAUUCAUUCCUGUUUCCACCUGAGCUGCAUGUUCAUGAAGUCUGACUCUUGAAACUGACUUUUUGGUCCAUGAGCUGAGUCCAGCUAGAAUCAUAAGAACACAUGAGCUUAUGUGAGAUAAGCGUAAAUCAAGUCAUAUAAGACUAUUUCUAGUUGCAUUUUCCACAUUGCUAAGACCAAAAACUGUGUGUUAUUUCAUAUGGAAUAUUAAUGAAAACAUGCUACACUGAAAUGUGUAGGCCUAAUUUCCAGAAAUAUGGCAAAAGUCAUAUUUCUAAAGGAAAAAUCAUAACCACAUUGGCUUUAUAUUUUGUGGUUUGUAUUUUAUUUUUUUAUUUCUGAAAUAAGCAAGGCUUGAUUGGUUUAAAAGUCAGGUAAAGUGCACUAUUUCUGAACAAAAUAAGUUCAUGAUUUAAAUAAGACACAUGAGAUUGUCAACUUACGUACUACACAAUCCAACUCAGGAGGGUGGCUUGGCCAUGGGGUCUGGAAAGGUAUGAGGGCCAAGUCAUACUGACCAGGGGGUAGCCUGUGGAAGGUGAAAAGGAGAAAGCUCCCUUAGGGGACUGUCCUUUGCAUAGAAUUUCAAAAUGAUAAGUCAGUAACUGGCAAUGCUUGCCUUCAUGGUCCUUAUGUUUUGGCUGUGAAAAAUAUCAUCUCUGAGAUGCCAGAGGUUAUGGGAAAUAUGAACAAUAGGCCAAUAAUAUCUUCUACUUCCUACUGCAAGAUUUUAUUUUCAAAUUUAGAUUUGUAUGGGGAAAAGCCAAGGUUUAUAGAACAGAUAAUGAUUGACGAAGUUUGUGUGUAGACUUUCUCUUGGCUGUUGUUGACAUAAUUAAGCCAUGUUGUAGGGUGUCCCAUGGCAACAGUCAUUCAGUUCCUAUUUGGUCAGUCUAGGUUCCUAAGUAAGAGACUUUCCUAGAUUGACCGAGGUAAAGAUGCCCAUCAUGUUCAAUUCAAGUACUUUACUCUUUCCUUCCCAUCUCCAGCCUACCCAGUGAUUCCAGAAUAGAGAAGUGGCAGAGGUUGGGGGUAGAGGGCUAGAGGUUAAUAGAAAAGAGAGAGCUAUGUGCCUUGUCUGGAUUUCUUCAUCAUUCAAUGUAUGUGUAACUUACAAGUUAUUUAAAAACACGUAAAUCCUCUGUUUUCCUGGCUGUGUGAUGGACUUGGUAACACUCACCUCACAGGGUUGUUGUGAGGACUAAAUGACAUUAAAUAUGUGAAGAGUUUCCAAAACUAAAGUGCUGUUUAUAUGCUAGCAAAUUCUUUUUAUAAUACACUUGGGACCUUCAGAAUUGCAGAAUAUUUUUCCGCUUUAUGUUUCAUUAACUAAAAUUGGUUGUUUCUUGUCUGUGUGGGACAUAAAACCCUAAAACAUAAAUAUAACUCUGCUGAUUCAUUG
This is a messenger RNA of Jaculus jaculus (lesser Egyptian jerboa), 2703 nucleotides long. It is a transcript of the gene Avpr1a, whose product is annotated as arginine vasopressin receptor 1A. NCBI's taxonomy places the organism in Eukaryota, Metazoa, Chordata, Mammalia, Rodentia, Dipodidae. The coding region runs from base 53 to 1324 and encodes 423 amino acids. Gene Ontology annotation, cellular component: membrane. The record is from RefSeq and is a predicted model, not a curated record. Gene Ontology annotation, molecular function: vasopressin receptor activity; peptide binding. Gene Ontology annotation, biological process: G protein-coupled receptor signaling pathway; positive regulation of vasoconstriction; regulation of systemic arterial blood pressure by vasopressin. The transcript is spliced from 2 exons.